This is a messenger RNA of Trichoderma aggressivum f. europaeum, 2661 nucleotides long. RefSeq lists its product as uncharacterized. The record is from RefSeq and is a predicted model, not a curated record. NCBI's taxonomy places the organism in Eukaryota, Fungi, Ascomycota, Sordariomycetes, Hypocreales, Hypocreaceae. Bases 1 to 2661 code for a protein of 886 amino acids. The transcript is spliced from 3 exons.
AUGGAAGCCCACAAGCCAGAGUAUCAACAUUUUAUUCCUCAGUUUUUACUGAGAAACUUCUCUCACAAAUAUGUGCCCCCCGAUAGGUCCAAAGCGGGGAGACCCGAGAAGCGCGACUCCAAAAAGAAGAAGAUGUAUCCUGGAGACCAAGCGGUCAACAGCCUUUGCCUGUCUGAUGAUGAAUUUUGCCUUGAUGAAUGUUCGGUAAGGCGCAUUUGUGGCUUGGAAAACAUGUAUGUGAAUCCGACAAAACCGUCGCAAGACCAUGGUCAUCUCGAGAAAAAGUUUGCCGUCUUUGAGAACAAGGCAAGCUGCAUCUAUCGCAAGAUCAUGAAAGCCCAUAAAGACGGAAAGCCGGCCAUAUUGCUCAAGAGGACGGAGAAGGAUGUAUUGCGCAAGUUUGUCUACUUGCUCACCUAUCGUGGAGAGCAGUUCUACCGAAAGUACAACGUGGACGGUAUAGAGGAUUAUGAUGAUGGCGACAAGGAGCUUUUACAGCAUUACAUGGCAAAGCACGGCUUCACCAAACCGAUUGAUGUCUGGUUGCAGAGCUUAGAGGCGAUUAUGGAUUUGGACAUUGACACAGAAGGAUGCUGGAAACAGCACAUUAGCAAGAGCAUCUACUUCCCCAUCGCCGAUCAGUUCAUCGACCACAUCUGCGACAUGUACAUGGCCAUCUGCACACCAGUAAACCCUGAUGAAGAGUUUGUUCUGACGGAUAAUUGCUACAACGUGUGUGAAGGGCGGACUGUUGCUUACUUUGAUGCCAGUACAGGCAAACACGUCAGUAUGGGUCCUCGCUUUCACAACUUUGCACCGAUUUCUCCGAGGCUGAUGAUAGUUCUUCGGUCUGCCCAUCUGCCUGAGCCACUUGAGGAUGCGGAUCCGGCUAUCAAGCAGUGGCGGCAGUUCCAGAGGCGGCUGUAUAUCGACUCCAUCUUUGGCAGCGGAAUCGAGUCUAUUCUGGAAGAUCUCCCUGUCCAGAAAGCAUUGAAUAACUACAUGGAAAUCGUCGACGGGAGGCUAGCGCCGAGGCCUGGAUGGAACCGACGCUUGGGUAUAAAUGACAGUUUCUGCUUUACAAUCUUCAAAGUGCCUACUCGCCAUGUCCGAACCAUCAAUGGCCUCCUGAUUGAUCACGCGUACCAUGGCUCGAGGAUUAUUUUCAACCGAAAAGACAUCUUCCUGGACUUGAUGGAAUGGUAUUUGACAGAACCGUGCGAGGUGGGGAAAAACUUGACGGGAGACAACGCAUUGAAGCAGUUGCAGUAUAUCGAGGGCUUGUCUAACUUUAUGUCACGUCAAGGAAGGGAGAUUUCGCCCAAAAUGGCCUUUUGGCCAAGUGAGGACCGCGACUUGACUCAACUCCAGCUCAAGAACAUUGCUGGAGCGCGGUUCUUGGAAGGGGUGAGGUUAAAGGAGGGCAGCAUAGGGUUUGGUUUUGACGCAAUCUACGAGAAGCUGGGUGGGACAGUAGCGGCUUUGGAGGAAGACAUGGCAAUGACCAGAACCAUGCUCCAGAUCUGGACCCGAUGUGUGGAUUUGGAUUGGGGAUGCCCCGGAUAUGAAUCGAUUCGCCGUACCAAACUUGCCUUUCUUUUAGACGGGUAUCAACGGCAGCCGUGCUGCAGGUUUUGGAUGUUUUUGAAGUGGAUGAGGCUGGCCCAGCAAUGGGGCCUCGAGUCGAUACAAGUCAUGGCGACGUUUUUCGAACAAGCAUGCCGGGGGCCGGAGGACAUGCUUGCAUAUGCACACCCGGUCAUACAACAGCAUGAACUGAACAUGGCAAUGUACAAGUCUUUUAACGAGAGCAUGGCCCGAAUCAGAGGAACUGGGUGUGACCUAGAGUCAAUGGGGCUUUUCUCACUAUUUGGCGACGAGAGUUGGAGAAUUCCAACACCCUUUUCUCGCCUGAACCAGCCGUGCGAAAUCAAAGGGGAUAAGGAUGGACCUGAUGUCAACAAGACAGUCCGUCGUUCAUCAUUGGACAGUACAAAGAAGCGGAAAGCAUCGACGCAACCUCCCCGCCAGAAUCAGCGGUUCAAGCAUGACGAGAUGAAGGAGAAGGUUGGGGUGAGCAACGCAUCCCAUUCUUGGCUCUUUGCUACCGAGAACAGGAGAGUACCAACCGGCCCCGUCGAACAAACCAAACCAUGCGAUGAUGACGAGCCGAAGGAUGUCUCCGACGAUGUAAAGAAUGCAGAUACAGCCCAUCCCUCGCUAUUUCACAACGAGAGCUGGAAACCACCGAUCGACCCAAAGGAGGAAGCCAACGAGCAGCUUGAGCUCACCACGACGACGAUACUCUUGACGUGCACUGCAUACGCGAUUGUUGCCGCGCUGGCGGUUUCUCUGUUGGCAACUUGUAGCUAUCUUCUGGCGCAUUUGUCUCAUUCUGCCGUAUGGCUGUUGGACAGUCUCCCCUGGCUAUGGGACACUCUUUCGCCCGCUUUUUAUACCCUGGGGCGAUUCUUGUUGGUUACUUGCAGCCAUCUCCUGGCGGCUUUUGUUCAUUUCUUGGUAUGGAUGUUGAACGAUCUGGCAGAGCUAUUGGACACUCUUUCGGCCGGAUUGUAUGAUCUGGGGCGAAUUCUGUUUUGUCUGGGGCUGGCGUUGGUUUAUUCUUGCCUGGUUGUUCUCAAGGCCAAGGGAAUCAUCUAG